Molecule: messenger RNA, 1626 nt
Organism: Aspergillus welwitschiae
Lineage: Eukaryota; Fungi; Ascomycota; Eurotiomycetes; Eurotiales; Aspergillaceae
Exons: 3
Coding region: 1-1626 (541 amino acids)
Source: RefSeq, a predicted model, not a curated record
AUGCCUCUGAAACCUGCAGAGGAAGACCUCCUUCGUGUAUGCUAUGUCCCCUCGCCCACAGUGCAUCCCGCGGCUGGUUCUGGGACAUUCAGCCAACGCGUCAUUCCAGACCCUAUCGAGGAGUUCCCUCGACAUAGGGACUGCAGCUACGAAGAAGCCGCUCCUCGAUACUUUGCCUUGCAGGUUCUGCGCGAAGACCGAUGUCGCGGUGUUGUUCUAUCCGGAAUGGAUGAUGGCAAACUGAGUUCCCCUGCUGUCCAUUGGGAUGCGAGACCUUCUCGCACCUCACCAAAUGCUAGCAGCAUAGUUCACGCUGAAGAAUUCUUGGCCAAUGUUGAAGGCGGAAUCGUACCAGUGACCUGCCAUGAGGAUGUCUUGCGGAUCGCAUUCAUCUAUCUGGACGAGGGCCUGUGGACCGGGAAUGGGGUGUUUGAUGUUGUGGAGAAGCUGCACUCGCAUGGCUUGUCCUUUGGUGGGGGCGUUUUACGCUUUAAUCGUUCUCUGGAUAUAUUCUACCUCGCACAGCUAGCAGCCGCCAUCUACCGCUAUACCUCCCAACUGGAAGAUGAUUUCCCCUCCUUCUCUGAUUUCCCGGCAUUGUACAUAGCCCACCACGCCCUCCUGCACUCCUCCGCCUGGCGCUCCUACUACUCUUACCCCUUCCUCACCCAGCGUACCACAGCACGCUUCUACCGCCUGCCCGACCUCCAGGACCUGCCUGACUCCUCCUGCCCACUAUGCCAGCCGCGCCAUAGUCUGGCAUCCCUACACAUCCUAAAAAUCCCCCGUUGGGCCUACACUGUCGGGUGCACACGUCGUAGGCAGCCCUUUCUUCCAUUUGAGACUCUUACUGCAGUAGCCCUCAGCACGCUGGAGGCAACUAUGACACGCCUGCACACGGCAUACCCCAGCGCACCACCCUAUUCCGAAUCACAUGCGCGCUACUGGCUUGACUAUUUUACUCCUGAUCCAUCUCCAUCUCGCGUGGCUGAGGUGACUCCUUGGCAAGCAUGGAGGCCCCAUAGCUUUGGGAUAUUGGUCGCGCAGGGAAAGUAUGAUAUACACAGGUUAGAAGCAGAGUACCUCACACGGAUAGCGGGGGGAGAGAUUAUCGAGGGAGAUACCCAGCCGGAGCAGCUUAUAUGGUGUGGGUGGCCGGAUGGAGGAAUUGAAGGGCAGGCGUGGUGGAGGGGGUGGGAAGAAGAGGUCGGGAGUGAGGAGGAGGUAGAUUUCCUAGCCGCUGUUGCGGUGGAGGAGACAGUUGGAUUAGGACUCCAAGGAAUCGAGAUGGAUGAGUUGGACUUGUCAAUCCGGUCACAUAUACUACUAGCGGUCAUGCAGGCUGCGGUGAAGGACAAGCAGGAGAGGGAGCGGUUCCUGGGUGAGCUGAAGAGGCGGAUGGUGCAGAAGGGGAGGACUGUCAACGAGAGGGCAGGGAAGUGGACCAGGGAGGCCUUAGAAAUCAUGGAACCGUAUGUACGCAAAUGGCAGGGCAUGUGGCCUGGUGUAGAGGAGAGGGGGAAGAUGCUGCGGCGGACUCUGGUGGAAAAUGCGCAGCUCUUUGCACGCUGGAGGUUGUCACCUAAUUCGAUGCAAUUCACUUUCGCGCUGAGGCCGAGGGUGUAA